Messenger RNA from Geodia barretti, 286 nucleotides. The record is from the annotation of a GenBank genome assembly. NCBI's taxonomy places the organism in Eukaryota, Metazoa, Porifera, Demospongiae, Tetractinellida, Geodiidae.
CUCUGCAAGAGUUUAUUACGUUUCCAGGUACCGAAGCACAAGUGCAGGUAGUACCUCAAGGAAUAGAGUCAGUCAAUGGAUCUAGUGUGACAAUGGGAUGUACUAGUCCACUAGUAGACAGUGGUGGUGUGAUGACAGUGAUGGUGUGAUGGUGUGUGAGUCGCAAAGCUAUCUGUUUGAUGGUUGCUCUCCUGAUAUUGACACAAGUACCUCUGACUGGGCAUCUCGGCUAGUGACAGUGAGGAAGAAUGAGGGAACUCCUGGUAUCACUUUCCCUCAUGUUCUG